Messenger RNA from Arachis ipaensis, 651 nucleotides. RefSeq names its product copper transporter 1. NCBI's taxonomy places the organism in Eukaryota, Viridiplantae, Streptophyta, Magnoliopsida, Fabales, Fabaceae. Gene Ontology annotation, biological process: copper ion transmembrane transport. The record is from RefSeq and is a predicted model, not a curated record. Gene Ontology annotation, cellular component: plasma membrane. Gene Ontology annotation, molecular function: copper ion transmembrane transporter activity.
UUAGCAUACCCCUUCAAAUCUCCCAUAAAGCAAAUCUAAAACCAUAAAAGGGUUCAUUUAAUUAAUUCCUUACAUGCUUCUUAUGAAUUACAAUAUCCAAAAUAAUCAUGGAUCAUAAUAAUAAGAAUCAUGAGGAAAUGCAUGAUGGCAAUAAGCAGCAGCAUUUCAUGCACAUGACAUUCUUCUGGGGGACAAAGUCCGAGGUUCUGUUCGCCCAAUGGCCUGGAGACAGCCAGUAUUGGAUGUACGCACUCGCUCUGCUCUUUGUCUUCGUCAUGUCCUUCCUUGUCGAGUGGCUCUCCCACACACGCUUCACCAAACCCGGUUCCAGAAACAUUGUUGCCGGUCUGGUUCAGACCUUGCUGUACCUCCUUAGAGUUGGUUUGGCCUACCUUGUUAUGCUGGCGCUCAUGUCUUUUAAUGGUGGUGUGUUCUUGGUCGCUGUGCUCGCUCACGCUCUUGGCUUCUUCUUGUUCCGUAGCAGGGCUUUUUCUAAACCGCCAAAUCAUGAUCUUCCUCCAAUGUCUUGUUAACUAAUCAGGGUCUAUGCUGCUCUUUUCUUUUCUUUUUUCUUCAUGAAAUAAUUAUUACAAGUUCGAUCUUCUUCACAUUUUCAUCUUGGAAUUUUCAAAAAUAACAAAUGAUGGAACA